Messenger RNA from Iphiclides podalirius (scarce swallowtail), 3951 nucleotides. The record is from the annotation of a GenBank genome assembly. NCBI's taxonomy places the organism in Eukaryota, Metazoa, Arthropoda, Insecta, Lepidoptera, Papilionidae.
AUGGAAUCAAACCUUACAAGUAUGUGGGUCAAUUUCUUCACAACUGCAGGUAUUCCAUCAGAUGUCGCCGCAACAUAUGCCUUAACCUUUACAGAGAAUCGUAUACAAAAUGAUAUGUUACUCGAUCUUAAUAAGGAAUACCUCAGGGACAUGGGUAUAAUUAGGAUGGGAGAUGUAAUUGCAAUUUUGCGGCAUGCCAAACAAGUGCAUGAGAAUACAGCUAGAGAUAGGGUGCUUAGUACAACAACAACUGCAGUUGUCACUAAAGUUCCAGUGGCAGCUGUUACAGGACGUGCUACAGUUACACAGCCUUCUUCGCCAGCUAGUCGUAUUCUAGAACGCUACACACGUAACCCGCAGGUGCAAGACGCUUCUCCAAAAAAUGUUUCAACUCAAAAGAGGAAAUCUACAGACAGUGGCAUUGAUAAUGAAGCUGUUAUAAAGAAGUCUCGUCUUAUUCGGUUUGGUUCCCCAACACCGAAUUCAGCAACUCUUGUUAAAGAUGGUGCAUCAACAAACUCAAACAAACAAACUGUUUUCGCACGUUUAGGUAGCUCGGAGUCCGUCAAAGCCCUCCCACAGAACUCUGUCUCUAAACUGAUAUUUUCCAGGCUUGGCACAAAGUCGGACGAUAUGCUAGAAGAACCGGUAGUGCCUUUACAGAAAGACGCCUUGAAGUACGAGGGAAUAUUGAAAGCCAACCCACUAGCCAAAAGGGUCUUCACCGUCACCACAUCUAAGAAUAACAUUAGGAAGAUAGCAGUAGGCACGAUGCGGGCUGACGAAGCCCCAGUUAGUGUAAAAGAAAAGUUAGCUAUAUCAAAAGCUAAAUCAGUAAAAUUCUCCAAUCACAUAGAAUAUAAAGAAAUAGAGUCAAACAAAAAUGAAAUAAACAUCGGGAAAAAAAUUAUCGCGCCAAAGCCAACGUCCCCUCUUAAUGUCAGACAGAAGGUAUUCGCGCCAAAAUUCACUCACAUCUUCAACAAACCAGAGAGACGGUUGUCUAUGCCCGAAGGAGUUAACAGCGGGGUCAAGUCUAGGUUAGUGGUUCGCGGGCUUUUCGAUAUAAGAGCAUUCCCAAUGACGCCCCACCGCAGUGCCGCUCCCGCGUUCUCACAACGAACAUCGCUCGCUAUGGGGAGUAAGGCGAUAUUGAUAUUGACGUGGUGUCUAAGUUUGAACGAUGCUUUCGGAGAAGAUGUAUCCAAGGGCACGAGUGGGUUGAAAGACAGUUCAGUUAAGACAAGUGCCUCCCGGCUCUAUAGAAAUAUACCUGUCAGCGUGUACGCCAGUUCUUCGCCGUAUGCCGCGUACUCGUUUCACGUACCGAACAUUAUUUCUGCUCCGAAAAACACGCGAGUCAUACCAGUUAACGAAGGUUCUUUUGUCAUACAAACGCCAAAUGGGGACUUAAAAGACUCUUACGGCAACAAAUUCGCGGGAUCGCCACAGGGGUUGGACUUUAAGACGACAUUCCCACAACAGUUCGUACAGCUGCAAGACCUGCCGGCGCAUCUUUCCCAGCCACUUGUGUCGAAUCUCCAUUAUCAACAAACGACACCACACUUCUUUGCACCAGCACAGUUUAGUGUGCAGAGAUUUCAAGCGUCAAGUCCAGCGCCAUUCGCAAGGUACGCUGAACCUCAACUGAUUGCAGAAAAUGCAAACAUUAGAGAUUUCGCCGCAUCGCCGUUUCAGCAUACUAAUUAUAAUCCGCAUCCAGUCAGCCAACAGCAACAGCAAAGCCGGAAUAAAGCCAUUUUUGUCAAUACCCGAGCUCACCAGCAGAAUAACAGGUUGAGAAAUGAGCCUAAGCUCCAACGAUUACAAGAAACGCCGAAAGAAAAUGUUGCAUCAAACCAUCAAAACCCACAGGCUGUCAGUGAGAAUUCAAAUUAUAAUGAUCUUCAGCAUUUCCGGGUUGCGAAACAGGAGCAUCAAGUUGCGCCGGCCAAAGUGACAGCUUACGUGAAUGGUAAAAAAACGGAAGUAACCUUACAAACUAACCCGCCAUUACCCUUGUUGGAUAUUAGUUUGCUGGAACCGCUGACCUUCGACAAUCCGCUUGUACCACAAGUGCAGCAUUUCUUGCCGAGAAUAAACGAUGCUACGUAUCACAAACUACCGGAUUACAAUGUACAUGUAGUAAACAAAAAACAACACGAUACUGGGGAGCAACAAACUAGGUCGUACCAUGGCGAACUCGUUAAGGACAAAGCGAAGACAAAAAAUAAAUCACCGAAAAGAAAAGAAAAGAAACCACAGCUGCAAAAUGACAAUGAGAACAAACACAUACCGCCCUCAAUUACGGUGAAAGGGGUUCCCAAUGUCAGUCCUGAGUACUCUUACGAGAUUAAUUCGCCAAACUACAAGGAGACGUAUAAAGAACAAGUGGUGAGCUACAAUAAGGAGACCCAGUCAGAGCCAGUAACACACAGUUACAACAAGGUGGAGCAGGCAGAUCCCAUCCAUUACAGUUAUAAGAAAGAAACCCAAUCUGAGCCCGUUAACUACACUUACGAGAAGCAAGUACACAACGAACCUGUACAUUACAGUUACGCGCAUAAUUCGAAUUCAGCGCCAAAAGAAGAGAAGCAGAUUUACUAUCAAAACGAAGGUCAGGGUCCUAAGCAUUUAGUAUACACAAUAAAAUCUGCCGAUAAGAAUACCGAACAAAAUAGCGAUCCCCAUAGGUCGCCUCAAAGCACUUCCGGAGAGUCGCAAGAAUACUCUUCAGAAGACGAUACAACUGGAAGAGAAAAACCCAUUAAUCAUAAUAUAGAACAUGAAAAUUAUGCAGAUGCACCUCAUCAACUUAUACCAGAACACAGGCAAGAAGAACACCAUCAACAUGUAAUCCACGAUGAUGUGAAGGUUAAUAACGACUUUCCAAAAUCUUUUAUGGAUAUAAUUAAUGCUCAGGCCAACUAUGGACAAUUCCAACCCAUAACUCCUGAUUAUAAUAAAGAUGAAAGUGUUUUACCUACGCACAAACCUAACGAGCGUAUAAGAGUGGACCCCAAUCAACAUAUAAAACGACCUCAGCUAGGGCGUCCUUCUAAUGCGAGAGAUGAUGGCUCACCCAAUCAGCAUAUACAUGAAAAGAUGAAACGCGUUAUAAUCAGGGACGAAACUCCCGAAGGCGUUCAUUCUCAUAAUGAAAAACAAUCUACAGAAACAGUGGAUCAAGAAGAAAACAACGAGGAGAACUUCGAGAAGGCUUACAAAAACGCGGCUUUUGGUUUUCCGGCUUACGAAUAUCGUUCAGAAGAUAUCGAAAAAGACAUCUACAACCCGGAGACGUACGGCGUACAUCGCGAUGAUAAUAAUUUCGAUAAUGAGCACAUUCCAUUUGAACAAUAUUACGCGGAGGGCGACAAGUUUCCGAAGUUUACACACUCUAAUUACAAAGAUGGCAGAGAUAAAGUGAAGGAAGAUUACUACUUGGAUUUCUCCAUUAAUAAGCCGGAAAGUGUGCUUGAAAGGCAUAAGAACAAGGUAGCAUAUUACAAGAUGUAUAACGCUCAUAGGCCGGAAAAGAUUUUCAGCUUCAAUCAGAAUGGGGAGAAGGAAGGCAAAAACGCCAAAUUCACAGUCGCCCCUGCAUACUUGUUCAAUUACGCGACAGAACAAAAACCGAAGCAUCAACAAUUCGCAAGGAUACAAAUACCCCCGUUUGAAGAGUUCGAUUAUGAGAAAGAAGCUCCCCGUGAUAGUACAGCGUACGGAAGUCAUUUGCUCCAAAGAUCAAGAACAAAAACUCAGUUUGUCGAACCUCAAUUCCAAUACGGUUUCGAGCCCUUGUCGAAUCCUCAUUUGCUGGACAGCGAACUAGCUACGAUGGCCAGCAACGACAGUCCCGAGAGCGAAAAGCCCGGCUCGAGAAAAAAGCUUUACAAAGAGAAUUGGUAUAUAAAAAAGACAACUACAUCGGGAGGGAACGCGGGUAGU